Molecule: messenger RNA, 3965 nt
Organism: Quercus robur (English oak)
Lineage: Eukaryota; Viridiplantae; Streptophyta; Magnoliopsida; Fagales; Fagaceae
Product: putative disease resistance protein RGA4
Exons: 8
Coding region: 1-3123 (1040 amino acids)
Biological process (GO): defense response to other organism
Molecular function (GO): ADP binding
Source: RefSeq, a predicted model, not a curated record
AUGGCAGAAGGAACAAUUAUCGAAGUUUUUGAGGUAGUCAUUGGCAAAUCGGGCAACCUAGCUGAUCAGAUUGGACUGUCCUCGCGUGUCAAAAAUGAGCUUGAAAAGAUUAGGGAGACGGUUUCAAUAUUCGGAGAUGUGAUUCAAAAAGCAGAGGAGAGUGUAUGGCUGAGAGAGCUGAAAGAUGCAGUUUAUGAAGCAGACAACUUGUUGGAGGAGUUCUCCAAUGAAGUUUCACGACGGGACCUGAUGGCUCAAAAUAAGGAGGCGAAAAAGUCUUUGGGAGACACAAGUCGAGGAUUGGGAGAGAGGGACCAUUAUUUUGUACGUAGUGAAGAAGUUAUUGGGAGAGAGAAUGAUAAGAAGGCAAUAAUUGGAAUUCCUUUGGAUCUCAAUGUUGAAGAGAAUGUUUCAGUCCUUCCGAUUGUUGGGUCAGGAGGAUUAGGGAAGACCACAUUAGCUAAACUAGUAUUUAAUGAUGAAGAAAUUGGAAACCAUUUUGAGAUAAGAUUAUGGGUGUGUGUCUCCGAUGGUUUUGAUAUAAAAAGAACUGUUCAGAAAAUCCUAAACUCUGCAAAAGGGGAAAGAAAAGAAGCCCUUGAAAUGAACACAUUGAUAAAUGAUCUUCAUCAAGAAAUUGAUGGAAGGAGAUACUUACUUGUGUUAGAUGAUGUGUGGAAUGAGGAUUAUGAAAAAUGGAACAGCUUAAAGGGUGUUUUACAGCGUGCUGCAAGAGGUAGUAGAAUGUUGGUGACUACACGGUUGCACAUGGUUGCAAGGAUCACACAAACUAUUCAACCAUACGUUUUAGGGGAAUUAAGUCCACAUGAUUCUUGGCUUUUAUUUGAGAGAUAUGCAUUCAAAGAAGGAGAAGAACCAGAUUUUGGAAUUAAGGAAAUUGGAAUGAAAAUUGUUGAAAAGUGUAGAGGAGUGCCUCUUGCCAUAAAAAUUGUGGGAGACAUAUUGCGCAGUAAAUGUGAUGUUAGAGAAUGGUUUUUCUUUUUGGAUAGUGAGCAUUCAGGAGUAACACAAGAGGAGAAUGGUAUCCUAUCAACACUAAAGUUGAUUUAUAAUCAUCUCCCAUCACAUUUGAAACAGUGCUGUGCAUAUUGUAGUUUAUUUCCAAAGGAUUACAAUAUUAACAAACAAACAUUGAUUAGGCUAUGGAUGGCACAAGGGUUCAUUAAGUCAUCACAUCCAGAUCUAGAAGAUGUCGGUCAUCAGUAUUUUUUGGAAUUAAUAUGGAGAUCAUUUUUUAAAGUAGUUGCAGAAGAUAAGCUGGGCAAUACAUCAUUCAAAAUACAUCACCUCAUACAUGACCUUCUAACAUCAGUAGCAGGUCAAGAAAGCGCCAUUAUUGGCACAGAUGGGGAACACAUUGCUGAUGCUGAGAGAACUCGUCAUUUGGCAUUUGGAUUUCAUUUAGGCUCAUCAUCUCUGACCAACACAUUAUUUCAAACAAGCAAUUUAAGAACAUUUCUGUUGUGUGGUCAACAAUUGGGUGAACAUGAAAAUGGAUUAAAUGAGUCAACUUGUGAUGCAAUUUUUUCAUGUUUUAAGUUCUUACGUGUGCUGGAUUUGCAUGGAACAGGGAUUAACACAGUUCCAAGUUCAAUUAGUAAGCUGAACCAUGUAAGAUGUCUUGAUCUAUCUGAUAACAGGCUGAUCGAGAUGCUUCCUCAAUCCCUUUCUAGGUUGCAGAAUUUGCAGACGCUUAAACUCUCUAGGUGUGUACAGCUUAAAGAAUUGCCAAGGGAUAUUAGCAGAUUAGUUAACCUCAGGAUUCUUGAGAUUGAUGGCUGUUGGGAUUUGAUUCAUAUGCCACAUGGAUUGGGGCAAUUGACUAAUCUUCAAACAUUAUCACAAUUUGUGAUUAGUAAAGAUACCAGUUCAGUCUCUAGGAAUAAUGGUGAAUUGGAGGAACUUGACCGACUAAAUGGUGAAUUGAAAGAACUUAACACACUAAACAACCUGAGAGGAACUUUAGAGAUUGUAAAUUUGAGACGUGGGAAAGACGCUGAAGCUGAAUCUAAGGCUACCAAUUUGAGAGGGAUGGAGCACCUUCAAGGCUUGAAAUUACGUUGGAUUGAAGACGAAGUUGACAAGGUGGAUGUUGUUUUUGAUGAGACGUCACUUGAAGCCUUGCAACCCCACCCAAAUCUUAAAUUAUUAUCUUUGUAUAGGUACAUGGGAGUGGGAUUUCCAAAUUGGCUUUCUUCGCUUACAAAUCUUGUUGAAUUCACAUUAUUUGGAUGUAAGAAAUGUCAACAACUGUUACUAUUGUAUCAGUUUCCUUCACUUAAGGCUCUUGAACUUGAUUCAUUGUCUGCUUUGGAGUACAUAUCUCAUAGUGAGGAGUUCUCUAAUUCUUCACUCCUCUCAUCUCUGGAGGAACUCAAAAUCAAGUAUUGCCCUAAUCUAAAGGGAUGGAAGCAGAGGGGGGAUUCCAUUGAUGAUGAUAACUCCACUGAAAUUGCCACAACUACAACAGCGAUGGCAGGGAAUCAUAUGCCACCUUCAUUCUCAAGGCUUUCCAAAUUAUGUAUCCAGGCAUGUCCUCAACUGGUUUCCAUGCCUUUGUUUCCAUUUCUUGAAAAUCUGGAGCUGUAUUACUGCAGUUUCAAGCCAUUGGAGCAGACAACAAGGAUUGCAGCAGCAGAAGCAACAGUUGUGGCAUCAGCAUCUUCUUCUACACGUGCCGCCUCCUCUUUUGCCCCUCUGUCGAAAUUGAAGUCUAUGGAAAUUGGACGAAUGGAGAAGCCUUUGCCAGAGGAGUGCAUGCAGAAUCUUAUUUCUCUCGAUCGUCUAUGGAUAUAUGAAUGUCGUGGUCCGCUCCUUCAAGGUAUGCGACAUCUCACUGCGCUUAACCAACUGGAAAUUUGUUCUUCCGAGCUGUUCGAUUUAUCCAAUUAUGGGAUGGAAUGGAAAGGCCUUAGGAGCCUCGACUCUCUAUGGCUCUUUCGACUUCUGAAAUUGGAGUUUCUCCCAGAGGGUAUUCAACACGUCACCUCUUUGAGAAAGCUUACGAUUGAUUAUUGUCCAUGUUUGACGGCACUAUCGGAGUGGAUUUUUAGUCUUACAUCUCUUGAAAUACUUGAAAUCCUGCAAUGCCCAAAAUUGUGAUCACUGCCAGUGGAGAUUAGCCGCCUUACCUAUUUGCGCACGCUGAAAAUUCGUUAUUGUCCCAUCUUAUCGAUGCAAAAAGGAAAUAGGUAAUGAUUGGCCUCAGAUUGCUCACAUCCGAAACUUGGAUUUGGAGCCAGGAAAUUUAGAUGGAGAACCAAAUGCACAGCAGAAGAAAUUUGAUCUUUUAAGAAUCAGAACUUAAUCAAAUCUUCUGGCAGCUGUAAUUGUUCAACAAGUCAAAAAUCACAUGAAGAGUUGAAUCUGGCAGUAUUGUUAGAAAAAUUGAAUCUAGCAACCACACUGCAGGAAUCAGCUUCAUUGUGCAGGACAAGAAGUGGAGAGUAGAUGACAAUCCAAUAUAUAAAUUGAUAUUUGGGGGUGCUUCUGAUGGCAUAAUUAUGUUGAUAUAUGUUGAUGACUGCUUUUAUAAAUAGCGGAAGGAUCUCAGUUGCAUUGGCAUAGGACUUGAAGCGGAGAGUUAAUGAGGACCCACGUAUAAGAUUAUAUGACAAGACCAACUAAUAUCAUCUCAUAGCAUUGUGAACUCUGCCACCUUCGAGGGACUUGUGCUUUUGUGCGAUUCAGUGGAAAAUAAGGGUAUCAUGUUGGAGCAGAUAUCAAGUUGAUGAUGCAACCAGUUGUUUGGCUGCUAAACCAAGAAGAAAGUGAAGAACUAGCAGAUGCGUGAAGCAAUUGAAGGCGUUCUUGUUUGUUCCAUGUUGUGGAAGACCUAACAACCAACAAGAAGUGGUGCCCUGGACUCAUACAUUACUGGCCUGCUGAAAUAUCAUAAUCUAUCAAUGAUCUUGCAGUUCCCUUCUGUGCAAGAAAUAAGUAUA